Eruca vesicaria subsp. sativa (arugula) is the source of this 1422-nucleotide messenger RNA. The record is from the annotation of a GenBank genome assembly. NCBI's taxonomy places the organism in Eukaryota, Viridiplantae, Streptophyta, Magnoliopsida, Brassicales, Brassicaceae.
GAAAUUCUCGCUUCUUGCAGGUUUUUCUGAAGAACUCAACUCUUCGUCUCUUUCUCUCCAUUCUCCUUUAAUAUCUCCUUCGAUCGGGUUAUGGUUGUUGAAAUGUCUUUUUCAAAAAACAUGGAGCUGUCACUGAUUCCAUCGCUUCCAGAUGACGUAGCCAUUGACAUCGUAGCUCGUGUGCCCAGAAGCCACUACCCGACACUCUCCCUCGUUUCCAAGAGUUUCAGGAAUCUCAUCGCCUCGCCUAAGCUCUACAAGACACGAUCUCAGCUAGGCAUCACCCAACACCGUGUCUACGCCGUCCUCCGCAACCGCAACACCGGUGAUUUCAGUUUCUACAUCCUCCACCAAAGGCUCAACAGCUACAACCGCUUGGUCCAUGUCCGGACACUUCCUCACAUGUCUUCCCGUGGAAGCUAUGUCCCGGUUGGUUCGAAGGUGUACGCGUUUAACAACCUCUCAGCGGUCAGCUUUGACUGCAUUUCUCACAGGGCUCAGCGCGUCCCCGACAUUCCUCAGCGCAUGUGUUAUAAAGAGGUUAACGUCAUCGGGAAGAAGGUUUAUGUAAUUGGUGAUGCGUUUUGUCAUUACGUUGGCGAGAACGGGUGGUCGAAAGGGUGGCAGAAGGCAGUCACAGUGUUUGAUACAGAAACCCAAUCGUGGGAGCCUAAGUUGGUAAACAAAGACAUGUCUGUAGGUCUAGGCCCUUUUUGGUCUGAUUCUGUUGUGAUGGAGGGUAAGAUUUACCUGAAAGGUUACAGGAAUGGUGAUUCUUUUGUUUAUGGACCAAGGGAAAGGAAAUGGGAAUCGAUGGAUGAGGUGAUGAAUUCCAAGGAGUGGGAGGGUUCGUGUGUAAUUGAGGAUGUCUUGUACUAUCAUGACCGUUCCGGGAAGGCGUUGAGGGCGUAUGAUCCAAAAGAGAAUUCUUGGAGUGUUGUCAAUGGUUUAGAGGAGUUUUUGGCUGUGGAGACUGCUCGUUCAAGGUGGUCCCUAACGGUGAACUACGGUCCCAAGAAGCUGGCUCUCUUCUUUCCUAAAAAACGGGAUGGCGAGAAGCUGAUUUGCUGCGCGGAGAUCGCUUUAGAAAGGCACCAAGGAGGAGAGAUUUGGGGUAAGGUGCAGUGGUGUCAUAUUGUCAUUGGCGAUGGGCUUUUCGACAUGGUGAAAGUUGUGGCUGUUACGGUUUGAUGCAGCACAAAGUCUAUUUAGUUCCUUCGUAUUGAAAUUUAUCCUAAUUCCCUACGUGUUGUUGGAAGUGUGCUUACAUCGUUAACGUAGACAAAAACAUUUAGAGCGUGUUGUUGUGUUUAAUGUUGUAUGUUUAAAACUUGUGGUGUGUUGUUUAUUAGAUCGCUUCCUUGAGACUUUAAGUUUGCUCUGUUUUCUAGUUGUUCCCUUUAGAAAUAUUUUGAGGUUUGC